GCUCCCAGCCUGCUGUGGGGGGCUGGGGGAUGAUGGGGGGGGACGGGGCACCCCCUGACCCGUGUCCUGCACACACAGGGGUGUUCCAGAGGAUGGUAAAGUCCGAGUGUUACUUCAUCAAUGGCACCGAGCGGGUGAGGUUCGCAGAGAGGCACAUCUACAACCGGGAGCAGUUCGCGCAUUUCGACAGCGAUGUGGGGAUCCAUGUGGGGGACACCCCGUAUGGGGAGAUCCAGGCCAGGUACUGGAACAGCCAACAGGAAUAUCUCGAGUACAAACGGGCUCAAGUGGACAACUACUGCCGGCACAACUACAAGGUGUUCACCCCGUUCAGCGUGGAGAGGAGAGUGCCCCCCAGCGUGUCCAUCUCGCUGGUGCCGUCGAGCUCCCAGCCCGGCCCCGGCCGCCUGCUCUGCUCCGUGAUGGAUUUCUACCCUGCGCCGGUGCAGGUGAGGUGGUUCCAGGAUGGGCAGGAGGUGCUGAAGGACGUCGUGGCCACCGACGUGGUCCCCAACGGGGACUGGACCUACCAGGUGCUGGUGCUGCUGGAUCCCCCCCGGCGCGGGGUCACCUACAGCUGCCAGGUGGAGCACGUCAGCCUGGAGCACCCCCUCAGCCGGCACUGGGAGAUGCCACCGGACACCGUCCGCAGCAAGAUCCUGGUGGGGGUCGGGGGCUUCGUCUUGAGCUUGGUCUUCCUGGCGCUGGGGCUCGGCUUCUACCUGUGGGAGAAGCCCCCCCAGCCCCUCCCCGUGGCCUCGGGCCCAGUCGGGACCCCCCCCCGAUCCCAACGUCGCCGGCAAGACGAGGAUCGAACAGUGCUCGAAACCGUUCCCGGACUUUGCCCUCAGCCAAUCAGAGCGCGCCCAAAAAGCCCCAAAACGGCGCCGCCCGGCUGUUUUUGGGCUGUCAGCAGCUGUCCGGCGCUGGGCAUGGAGCGUGUGCGGGGAGCUGGGGCCGUGCUGGCGGUGCUGGUGGUGCUGGGAGCCCCCCCGGCUGCGGGCGAGGAGCUGUCGGGGGUGUUCCAGGAGCUGGUAAAGUACGAGUGUCACUUCAUCAACGGCACCGAGCGGGUGAGGUACGUGGUGAGGGUCAUCUACAACCGGGAGCAGUACGUGCACUUCAACAGCGAUGUGGGGGUGUUUGUCGGGGACACCCCGAUUGGAGAGAAGGUUGCCAGGUACUGGAACAGCGACCCAGAAUUCAUGGAGAGCAAACGGUCUGCGGUGGACUGGCUCUGCCGGCACAACUACGGGGUGUACAUUCUGCCUGCCGUGGAGAGGAGAGUGCCCCCCAGCGUGUCCAUCUCGCUGGUGCUGUCGAGCUCCCAGCCCGGCCCCGGCCGCCUGCUCUGCUCCGUGAUGGAUUUCUACCCUGCGCCGGUGCAGGUGAGGUGGUUCCAGGAUGGGCAGGAGCUGCCGGAGCACGUGGUGGCCACCGACGUGGUGCCCAACGGGGACUGGAGCUACCAGGUGCUGGUGCUGCUGGAAAUCCCCCCCCGGCGCGGGGUCACCUACAGCUGCCAGGUGGAGCACAUCAGCCUGGAGCACCCCCUCAGCCGGCACUGGGAGAUGCCACCGGACACCGUCCGCAGCAAGAUCCUGGUGGGGGUUGGGGGCUUCGUCUUGGGCUUGGUCUUCCUGGCGCUGGGGCUCGGCUUCUACCUGCGGGAGAAGGUAAAGGGGGGUCCCCGGGGGUCAUGUCCCCCCCCUUACUCUCCCACAGCCUCUGGGCCCCCCCUACCCCCCCAGCCCUUUUUCUCUCACCCCCUUUUCUCUCCCCACAGAACUCCUGAGCCGCCGGCGGCCGCAGCCCCUCCCCGUGGCCUCGGACCCAGCCAGGACCCCCCAGUCCAUCCCCACGAUGAGUUUGGGGGGUCGUGUGUCCCCUCCAUCCUGCUUUUCUCUGACCCCAGCCGGCUGCUCCCAGUGUUCCCAGGAAAGGUUCCCAGUUCUCCCCAGUCCCUGUUAUUGGGGGGCACUGAGGGCAGGGGGGAGGGGAUCCCUGUCAUAGCUUUACUUCUUCUAAAAAACCAAGCAGGAAUUUUUCUUUCCCCUCCCCCACUGGAAAAGAAAGAUGUUCAAUGGGGGAGGGGGCUUUGCCUUGGGUGACUCACACCCCCAAAAGAACUGGCCCAGCCCACAUUGCAGGUUCGGAGCCCUCAGAAGGCUCUGGGGGGGUGGAGUUUUUUGCUUUCU
This is a messenger RNA of Pseudopipra pipra, 2198 nucleotides long. RefSeq lists its product as uncharacterized. Gene Ontology annotation, cellular component: membrane; MHC class II protein complex. The record is from RefSeq and is a predicted model, not a curated record. Gene Ontology annotation, biological process: antigen processing and presentation; immune response. Lineage: Eukaryota; Metazoa; Chordata; Aves; Passeriformes; Pipridae.